AUGGGUCGUGUUAUCCGUGGUCAGCGUAAGGGUGCUGGUUCCAUCUUUAAGUCCCACACACACUUACGUAAGGGCCCAGCUGCGUUCCGUGCCCUUGACUUUGUUGAGCGCACUGGAUACAUUAAGGGUGUCGUUAAGGAGAUCGUGCAUGACUCUGGCCGUGGCGCUCCUUUGGCCAGGGUGACGUACCGUGACCCGUACCGUUAUCAGCUCAGACACGAGCUGCUUAUCGCUGCUGAGGGCAUGUACACGGGUAUGUUUAUUUACUCGGGCCCUAAAGCUGCCCUUACGGUUGGCAACACACUACCUCUCUCGGCUUUGCCGGAAGGUACGAUCGUAUGCAACGUCGAGGCCAAGAUCGGUGACCGCGGUUCGUUUGCUCGCGCUUCGGGCGAUUACGCUGUCAUUGUGACCCACGAUGAGGACAAGGGAAAGACCAAAUUGCGUCUGCCCUCUGGUUCGAAAAAGACUGUUCCUUCGGCAUGCCGUGCUAUGAUUGGUGUGGUCGCUGGUGGAGGUCGUACUGAUAAGCCAAUUCUUAAAGCUGGACGUGCUUUCCACAAAUACCGCGUCAAGCGUAACGAGUGGCCGAAGGUGCGUGGUGUUGCUAUGAACCCCGUGGAACAUCCGCACGGUGGUGGUAACCACCAGCACAUUGGUCAUCCGUCAACUGUGCGUCGUGAUGCCCCUGCUGGUAAGAAGGUUGGUCUUAUUGCUGCUCGUCGUACGGGUCGUCUCCGCGGUAUUAAGAAGGUGGAGAAGGACAACUAA
Molecule: messenger RNA, 771 nt
Organism: Plasmopara halstedii
Lineage: Eukaryota; Oomycota; Peronosporomycetes; Peronosporales; Peronosporaceae
Product: 60s ribosomal protein
Exons: 2
Coding region: 1-771 (256 amino acids)
Biological process (GO): cytoplasmic translation
Cellular component (GO): ribosome; cytosolic large ribosomal subunit
Molecular function (GO): RNA binding; structural constituent of ribosome
Source: RefSeq, a predicted model, not a curated record